Molecule: messenger RNA, 620 nt
Organism: Drosophila hydei
Lineage: Eukaryota; Metazoa; Arthropoda; Insecta; Diptera; Drosophilidae
Product: probable serine/threonine-protein kinase roco5
Exons: 1
Coding region: 72-620 (182 amino acids)
Cellular component (GO): extracellular region
Molecular function (GO): chitin binding
Source: RefSeq, a predicted model, not a curated record
UAAGUACUUGCGCCUAUAAAGCAGACGCUGCCAGCUCGGCUGGCUCACAGUUUCGAAACGAAUUGAUUUUCAUGUUGCAGCUUCUAUUGGCAUUGAGCUGCCUGUUGCCCAUGGAGCUGGGGCAGGCGGCGUUUCUCAUGGAGUGCGAGGGCGUCAUCAUAAACCGCAUACCCAAUCCCAACUUGGAGUGCAGCGAGUAUGUCUACUGCAAUGGCGACGAUUCCUACUACUGCAACGAUGACUGCAGCGAGCCAGUGAAUUGCUAUGGCCAAGAGCAGGAGGAGCAGCAGGAGGAGACGACGACGACGACGACGACGACAACGAAGGCAACGACUGCGACGGAGCUAACGACUCCGUCAGAAGAGCAGCCUACAGCCAGCAGCAGCAACUCGUCCACGGACAGCACCACCACUAGCACCACCACUAGCAGCACCACUGCUGGCAACCUGCAGGCGAUCUGCAAGAGCAGCGGUCGCAAUGGCGUCUAUCCUUAUCCAGCCAACGAUAACUAUUAUUAUCAGUGCUUGGCCGGCUAUCUGCUGCUGCAGCAGUGCCCGCAGCACUUCCAUUUCAACGAGGCCCAGGGCCAAUGCAUUAGCUCAAAGUCUUAUCAAUUGUAA